AUGUCUUCGAUCGCUGCCAUGGCCUCUCGCCGGGCCUUCGCCCGCCAAUCCCUCCUUCGCGCUCCCCAGCGCCGCUUCCAGUCCUCCAAGCUGGAGCAGGCCAGCCUCGACAAGGCUCCCAAGCGUGACCCCGAGCUCUACGUCCUCCUUGGUGUCAUGUCUGGUGCUUUCCUGCUUGCCGGAUGGUACUUCGGCCGCAAGCCCACCUCCGUCACCUCCGAGAGCAACGUCCGCAUCGGCGAGAGUGCCAUGCCCUGGGAGCAGGCCGAUGCCGAGGGCAAGGUCUACAAGUACCAGUACCACCCCCACGGUGACAAGAGCCAGCCCCUGCGCAACGCUCCCAGUGCCUUGAACACUGUCAUCGUCCCCAACGUUACUCUCCCCGCCGACCUCCACGAGCGCUUCAACAAGUACGGUAAGGAGGAGUGGGACUACUAA
Molecule: messenger RNA, 438 nt
Organism: Aspergillus uvarum CBS 121591
Lineage: Eukaryota; Fungi; Ascomycota; Eurotiomycetes; Eurotiales; Aspergillaceae
Exons: 4
Coding region: 1-438 (145 amino acids)
Source: RefSeq, a predicted model, not a curated record